AUGAAAAAGCAUUCAUUCUAUAUCAUUCACGCUGUAUCGAUCCGCCGUCUUUUUCAAUGGAAAUACGAUUUUUCAUUUUUAGUUUUUAUCAUUUGGAUAAUUUGGUAUCGAUUUUGCGAAAGCUUGAUUAUUGUCUGUAUCAUAAUCCACAAGUCCAGAUUACUGAAUGACGUAUUCGAUAUACAUCGGCUGGUUCAAGAUGAUAGAACAGGAUUUUCUGGAUUACUUGUAUGCAUAGGAUGGGCUAUAGUCCAACAGCAGGCUAUAUGGCUUACCAUCCUUGCUAUCAUAUGCCUUUCCAGUCAACGAGUUCAAACGAUCCUUAAAACGCUCCUAUAUAAUCCGUCUACCAAGACUGUCACUCGUUCAUCACAGCAGACGUACUAUUGUUUUGAAGUAUAUCAUCAUCAACGGUGGUGGGUUGCUACCGGUUGGGGACAUUGUCUAUUACCACAAGAUCCUCCAGCAUGGACAGACAUUCAUUUGGAACCAACCUGCUCAAUUCAUACGUUUAGAUUGCCACCACCGACAAGUAUAGGUAAACAACAAAAACGCGUCACCUGGGUAUGGACGGACCCAGAAUGGAUAAGAGGACAAGAAGGAUGGCAAUACACUGACUGGGCCUGGAAAUUCUGGUCAAAGACUCGUACACGGCGCGAACGAUGGUACCGUUUGGCUGAACGUAAAGAGCAUCUUGUCAAUUUAUAA
This is a messenger RNA of Rhizopus microsporus ATCC 52813, 708 nucleotides long. RefSeq lists its product as uncharacterized. Gene Ontology annotation, cellular component: peroxisomal membrane. The coding region runs from base 1 to 708 and encodes 235 amino acids. Gene Ontology annotation, biological process: peroxisome organization. The record is from RefSeq and is a predicted model, not a curated record. NCBI's taxonomy places the organism in Eukaryota, Fungi, Mucoromycota, Mucoromycetes, Mucorales, Rhizopodaceae. The transcript has 2 exons.